Messenger RNA from Ceratotherium simum simum (southern white rhinoceros), 5080 nucleotides. Lineage: Eukaryota; Metazoa; Chordata; Mammalia; Perissodactyla; Rhinocerotidae. The record is from RefSeq and is a predicted model, not a curated record.
AGAAAGCGGGUGAUGAUUGGCAAGGGGGUGGGUUUUGCUUCCCGGCGGGGUCCUGCGGAGUUGGCGGAGGCUCGUCGGGGGACUAGGGGACCGAUCUGCGUAGAAGCGGGUGGCGGGGAAGAGAGGGGAGGAGACCUCUGAGUGGGAAGCGGAGCCGGGGGCCUGGGACCCAUCGCGUCAGAGCCAGGCAAGUGAACCGGAGCAAACGACUUCAGAUCCAGUCCGCGCUGCUGCGGCUCCCGUUUGGGAUUUGAUUUGCAGCAUCUUCGAGCCUGUGCAACAAAAAACCGCCAAGCACGCCCACCCCUACCCCGGCACCCCGAUACGCACCCACUCCCUCCCGGGGACACAGCUGGGCGCGUCCACACCCGGCACCCCCACACCAUGUUGUGCGGAAGGACUUCUACUCCCCGCCUGUGUCGUUGAUGUCAGACCCCAGGCCAGCCUCCGGGCGCUGCAGUUCUCCCGGCUAAUGCUGAGGCUGCGGCUCCAGCUCUAGCACAGGAACCAGCCGCUGCCGCGCCCGGCCCCAGCGCCCACCGUCUGCAUGUGCCCGCCGUAGCCGCCUGCCCAGCCCGCAGCCCGCGCUCCCCGGAGCGCUGGAGACCACCGCGGGGGGCCCCUUCUGUCCUCGGGAGAAGCGGUCUUGGAGGUAUUGAUUUUGGUGGUUGGAUUUUUUCCGUGGAUCUAUCAAUUCACAAUUCGAAUUUGGAAGAAAGAAGGAAAACAUGACGUCUCCAGCCAAAUUCAAAAAGGAUAAGGAGAUCAUAGCAGAGUACGAUACUCAGGUCAAAGAGAUCCGCGCUCAGCUCACAGAGCAGAUGAAAUGCCUGGACCAGCAGUGUGAGCUCCGGGUGCAGCUGUUGCAGGACCUCCAGGACUUCUUCCGAAAGAAGGCUGAGAUUGAGAUGGACUACUCCCGCAACCUGGAAAAGCUGGCAGAGCGCUUCCUGGCCAAGACGCGUAGCACCAAGGACCAGCAAUUCAAGAAGGAUCAGAAUGUUCUCUCUCCAGUCAACUGCUGGAAUCUCCUCUUAAACCAAGUGAAGCGGGAGAGCAGGGACCACACCACUCUGAGUGACAUCUACCUGAAUAAUAUCAUUCCUCGAUUUGUCCAAGUCAGCGAGGACUCAGGAAGACUCUUUAAAAAGAGUAAAGAAGUCGGCCAGCAGCUGCAAGAUGAUUUGAUGAAGGUCCUGAAUGAGCUCUACUCGGUCAUGAAGACAUAUCACAUGUACAAUGCCGACAGCAUCAGUGCUCAGAGCAAGCUAAAGGAGGCGGAGAAGCAGGAGGAGAAGCAAAUUGGCAAAUCAGUAAAGCAGGAGGACCGGCAGACCCCACGCUCCCCUGACUCCACGUCCAACGUCCGCAUUGAGGAGAAGCAUGUCCGGAGGAGCUCAGUGAAGAAGAUUGAGAAGAUGAAGGAGAAGCGCCAAGCCAAGUACACAGAGAAUAAACUGAAGGCCAUUAAAGCCCGGAAUGAGUACUUACUGGCUUUGGAGGCAACCAAUGCAUCUGUCUUCAAGUACUACAUCCACGAUCUGUCUGACCUUAUUGAUUGCUGUGACUUAGGCUACCACGCUAGCCUGAACCGGGCGCUGCGCACCUUCCUCUCUGCUGAGCUGAAUCUGGAGCAGUCAAAGCAUGAGGGUCUGGACGCCAUUGAGAAUGCUGUAGAAAACCUGGAUGCCACCAGUGACAAGCAGCGCCUCAUGGAGAUGUACAACAAUGUCUUCUGCCCACCUAUGAAGUUUGAGUUCCAGCCCCACAUGGGGGACAUGGCUUCCCAGCUCUGUGCCCAGCAGCCUGUCCAGAGCGAGCUGGUCCAGAGAUGCCAACAACUGCAGUCUCGCUUAUCUACCCUAAAGAUUGAGAACGAAGAGGUAAAGAAGACAAUGGAGGCCACUCUGCAGACCAUCCAGGACAUUGUGACUGUUGAGGAUUUUGACGUGUCUGACUGCUUCCAGUACAGCAACUCUAUGGAGUCCGUCAAGUCCACAGUCUCAGAAACCUUCAUGAGCAAGCCUAGCAUCGCCAAGAGGAGAGCCAACCAGCAAGAGACAGAGCAGUUCUAUUUCACGAAAAUGAAGGAAUACCUGGAGGGCAGGAACCUCAUCACCAAGCUACAAGCCAAGCACGACCUUCUCCAGAAAACCCUGGGAGAAAGUCAGCGGACAGAUUGCAGUCUGGCCAGGCGUAGCUCAACCGUGAGGAAGCAGGAUUCCAGCCAGGCAAUUCCUCUGGUGGUAGAAAGCUGUAUCCGGUUUAUCAGCAGACACGGACUACAGCAUGAGGGAAUUUUCCGGGUGUCAGGAUCCCAGGUGGAAGUGAAUGACAUCAAAAACGCCUUUGAGAGAGGAGAGGACCCCCUGGCUGGGGACCAGAAUGACCAUGACAUGGACUCCAUAGCCGGCGUCCUGAAGCUUUACUUCCGGGGGCUGGAACACCCUCUCUUCCCCAAGGACAUCUUCCAUGACUUGAUGGCCUGCGUCACAGUGGACAACCUGCAGGAGAGAGCUCUGCAUAUCCGAAAGGUCCUCCUGGUCCUGCCCAAAACCACUCUGAUCAUCAUGAGAUACCUCUUUGCCUUCCUCAAUCAUUUAUCACAGUUCAGUGAAGAGAACAUGAUGGACCCCUACAACCUCGCCAUCUGCUUCGGGCCCUCACUGAUGUCAGUGCCUGAGGGCCACGACCAGGUGUCCUGCCAAGCCCACGUGAACGAGCUGAUCAAAACCAUCAUCAUCCAGCAUGAGAACAUCUUCCCCAACCCCAGAGAGCUGGAGGGCCCCAUCUACAGCAGAGGAGGAAGCACGGAGGAUUACUGUGACAGCCCUCACGGCGAGACUACCUCGGCUGAAGACUCAACCCAGGAUGUGACCGCAGAGCACCACACCAGCGAUGACGAGUGUGAGCCUAUUGAGGCCAUUGCCAAAUUUGACUACGUGGGCCGGACAGCCCGAGAGCUGUCCUUCAAGAAGGGGGCAUCCCUGCUGCUUUACCAGCGGGCUUCCGACGACUGGUGGGAAGGCCGGCAUAAUGGCAUCGACGGACUCAUCCCCCAUCAGUACAUCGUGGUCCAAGACACGUUGAUAUCCUGAAUGAGUCUGCACCCUCCCAGCCUCUCCCCGGCUCGUUCUACGGGGAAAUCCUCCCUGUUGAUAACAUCGCAAACCUGGUGGCCAUCUGUGCGUGGACAGGACCCUCCCAAAUUUAGCAUUAUGACUUCACUACAGGACCGAGAGAAGAUGAAUUGUGAGGGAGAAGGGGCUCACUUUGUCAUCAGUAGCCAGAGGGGCCAGGAGAGCAGUGGAGAGACCUGGGACUGGCUGGACGCCCUAAGCGGGGCUGGAUGCGCUACGACAGAGUGUGGCGGUGUCCUGCCUCAGCGCCGGCAUAUCCAGAGCCACCGCAGAGCUGACUGUCCUUACCUGGCAGUGCUGGGACCUCAGCAGCUAAACCGCCACCUGGACUGGCCGCCUCCUUCUCCAGGAGGUGGCCCAGCACAGCUGCCCCAGGAAAGCAGCAUGGGCUAGAAGGCAGAUGCCUUGAAUUCAGGUGUCCCCUAGCCCAUCUUUCCAGAGGAGCUCGGGAUCCCGCAAAACUCAGUGGGACUAUUUAUUUUUAUUUAAACAACCCUCCAAAGGCCCUUAGGUUCCCUGCCUCUGCUCACAGAGCCGGCCCAGCCAGCCAUCGCCGCUGCCUCCAAGCCGUCGUGGGGUUGCGUGUGUGUCGGGGGGCCAUCUUGCUGAUUUAACACUGCUUUUUGUGUUGUUGUUGUUUUCCCCUCUUCCCUGCCUGCCUGCCCCAUCUCCCCAGCGAGGACGGUGUCGUGGAGAGGUCCAGCCCAAAGUCUGAGAUUGAGGUCAUUUCUGAGCCACCUGAAGAAAAGGUGACAGCCAGAGCGGGGGCCAGCUGUCCCAGUGGGGGUCAUGUAGCCGAUAUUUAUCUUGCAAACAUCAACAAGUAAGCUCUGCUUUUCAUUUUCUGCUCCCCUGAACGACUUGUAACACCCAGCCUCACCCUGUGGCCUAACCCCCUCUCCAUUCCUGUGCUGCACGUAGGGCUCCCAGCUCCCCAGGCCUAACAGUUUGCAUGUGCUCAUUGCUGCUACAAGGCGGUCAGGGCCGAGGAAGCGUCCACAGUCCUCGUGGGCAGGUCCCGGUCUCCAGCAGCUGCUGUCAUGCUGCGGAAGGUGCUCCACUCUGUGUGCCUGCAGCAUCUGUCAGCUCAGACCUUCCCGGCUAUCUGACUGCGGAAACUUGGGCCAAAGCUUUGGUCACUUUAUGCAACUUGGUUUUGUACUGUUUCUCAGAGGUGCCUUCUCUUUUCCAUCCUUACUCAAAUAAUAGUCUUUAGUGUCCUCUUUGGCCCUUGUCUGUCCAGAGACCCCAAGUCUUGUGUGUCUUCUCCGAGGCUCGCAUUCCCCCAGAUGGGUAUGUUUAGACAUCAUGUGUCUGUUUCUCCCCAUCCUGCUUCACUCAGGAAAGGAGACCACCACGCCCCCAAGGAAGGCUUUGUCCUGAACUCUUGAUUCAUCAUCUAACCCCUAGCUCCCUUUUCUUCUGCCCUUUCACACCGGUAGAAAUAACUUUCCGUUUUUUCCCUGUUGCUUUGGCCCUGUGUAUUAUCCGUCCCUGUUAGUCCCUUUGCAGAUUCCCACUCCUGUCCAGCAGGCUCUUAACUCUGCCCCCAGCUUUCAUUGUGGCUGUUAGCAACGUGCUGGAGUUUUAACUCCACCCACACCCUAUCUGACUGUCUAGAGGGAUUCCACGCCUGUGUGCUGCUGCCUCCCCUAGAGACAUUCAGGUUAUUGGAGAACUAAUCUCAUCCCAAGGGGCCAGACACCAAGUCCCAAAGCCAACAGACCUCUUUCCACCAGACCCUGAAACUUGGCCCAGUGCCAGCAGGAUGACAAGCCCCAGGGUACUCCUGAUGAAUAUGGAUUGGAGAUGAUGUACAGUUUUUAUUCCCCUCUGGCUUUGGAGGAAUGAAAUGAUUUGCACAUUGAAAACCUGUUAACCAUAGCCUCUGGACACUGAAACUGGAAGGAGAAUAAAAGAUGCUUGUUGUUUUUAAACUG